CGUCAGUGUCCGUAGGAACAACAGUUGCCUAGAAACAACUAUAAACAAAACACACCAGUAGCUAACUGUUUAUAGACAAAACAUUGAUAUAGUAAAGGUGGAUACGUAGUGCAUGUCGUUUCAGUUAACAGGUCUUCCCAAGUUGAUAUAGGAGUUAUCUUCCCCUCUGAAUGCUAAAACAUGUCAGUACCUUUCUCCAACACGCACCUGCGGGUCCCGCGAGGAUUCAGCACCAUCUUGGAGGGGCUGGCCAGAGAAGUCCUGCGAGAUCAGCCCGAAGACAUCCCUAAAUAUGCUGCACAGUACUUCGAUACUCUACUCACACAAAGAGAAGAUAGUGGCAUCGACCCAGCUGAGUGGGCUGCUAAACUGGAAGAUAGAUUCUACAACAACCAUGCAUUCAAGGCUACUGGGCCUAGUCCUGAAAAAGAGCCUUCAGCAAAGAUGACCAUUUCCAAAGAAAAAUCCUAUGAAUCCCAAACUGAAGAUGAAUCAAGCCAUACAGAAGGAGUCUCUAAUGUUUCCACAACACAUCCUACUGUCUCUGAAGAGGUUGAUUCAAGUGAAAGUACGGAAGAAUAUGAAGAAAAACUGGAUAUUACAGAGAAAAAUGUUAUUUCAAUGGCAGAAGGACUCUCAGAGGAGCAAUCAGUAAACGUGCUCCCAGCUACAGACCUACAGCCGGAUGAUCUGAGUGGGACCGAGGAGGAGAAAGACCAAACAAUAACUACAUUCGAUCAAGUUGGCAGGGCAGCUAAUGGAAAAGAUAGCAUCUCUGUUCAAGACCAAGAUAAUACUCAGUCUGAGUUAGAGCCCACCGACUUGUUGUCAUUGAAAGCAAUUUCAAAUGUGUGUUCCCAGGAGUUAGAACCGGAAAAAGAACGUGGAGAUAAUGAACAAAAUAAUUCUGUUGUAGAUAUGGAGAUUAUAGAUCCGGAAGGAGAUCUUAAUUCUGACGCAGAAGAACCAGUGGGAGUAUUUUCAUAUUCUGGGCUAGCUGAUGUGGAUGUGUGUGCUACAGAGCUUGGAGGAACAGAGAGAACAAUGGAAGGAGCCACUGCUGAAAAUGAUGAGGAAAGCUCAAGACCCCAACCUGAGGAGAAUACAGUACAAUCAUUAUUGUCUCACUCUGAAACCCUAGAAUACAAUCAGCAAGAAGAAGACCAAGUUGAAAAAACAGAAGAGGUAGCUUCAUCAUCUGAGUCUUCGUCUGGUGUUAUACAUGAAAGUUUAACUCACAUAGAGGGAGUUUCUGUCAGUAAUGCUAUAACAAAUGAGGAUUCUUUGGUUGAGGUCAACUUUGAAGAUGUUCCAGAGGGUCAGCAGAUUAAAGAGGUUGAGGAGAAACAGCCAGGAGACAGCUCAGUAGAUGUCUUACAGACUACGUUUUUAGAAAUGCAACUGGAGGAAGAGUGCAAAGAGGUAACUGCAGUGGAAACAGAGCAAAAUAUAUCUCAAACACAAGACCACAGUGAACCUGCAAUGAUGGGAGUUGUAGAGGAAAUAAAGUGUGAAGGGGAGGAAAUGGAAAGACAGCACAGGGAAUCUGAUAUAAUGAGCAAGAAGGUAGACACAAAUGAUUCUGAUUUAAAUAAUAGUGGUGUUGAUGGUAAGCACGAAGGUGUUAAAACUAUCAGCUCAUCACAUCAGCCCACCAUCGAUGAAGAGAACUCAGAGAAUGAAAUGGAUCAUGAAAAUGAAGAUAUUAAUGAGAAAGCAGGAGGGAUAAGUGAAGGUGAAUUUCACCAGAAUGAGGGUUGUGAAAAAGAUGAAAAUUCAAACGACGCUGAGGACGAGACAACAGACACGGGUGGAGGCAAAAAAGAGGACGGACUUGCAGAAGGUUAUGGAGACGGGGAGAUUCAAGAAACAAAUGCUGGUGGAGCGGGAAAUCACUCAUCACAAGCUACACGGGAAAAUAUAUCAACUGCUGGAAUAGAGGCCGAGAGGGAAACUUUAGAGGCAAGUACACAUCUACCAGAGGAGAAGGAGGAGAGUCGGAGAACACCUGUAGACUCACAGCUACAGGAUACUGUGGGGGAAACAGAGGUCACAUCAACGGAGAAAGGUCCAGAUGUAAUGGGACUUUUAGAAGAAGAAGAAGUUGAUUCUGAAAUACAAGGGAAGAGGGACACAUUGUGUGAAGAGGGCAUCAGCAGCCCCACUCCAAGUGCUGAUCUGCCAGCUGCAGAAGACGAAGUGCCACCUGCUUCUGAAAAGGACUCCACAGAGCCUGAAGGCAAGAGCAGUGAAAAGGAGGAUUGCAGCCGGCCCCACGAGGAGGAGGACAUCAUGGACAUCCCCCUGGAUGACCCUGAGGCCAACAGGGCUGCUGCCAAGAUCCAGGCUGGCUUCCGUGGGCACAUGACCCGUAAGAAGAUGAAGCCGGAGGACAAAGCGGAAGGGGAGGAGGUGAGCAGCACUGGGGAUGUGCUGAACUGCAGCCAGGGGGACACAGAGACAGGAGGAUCGGGGGCAGUAGAAAGAGACGACACAUCUGUGCCAGAGCAGUGACGCCCCUGUCCUGACCUGGAUGACGAGGAAGAGAGGAAGAGAGAUGGCUGGCGUACGCUGGCUGGCACGUCUUUUUACCCCAGGAGUAAUUUUAUUUUUCAACACAAAUUAGCAGUAGAAAAUGAACCCGCCGUUUGUAGGGUGUGAUAUGUGAAUUUCGUGAACUUUAACACUCCUUCUCUGCUUCUUCAGCAGUAUCAUCAGUACGGAUGUCUUUGACCCAGAAUUUGCAACUCACUGCAUGUACUUGUGAAACUUCUGGUAGUGUGCUAGUUUUUAGAUUGACGAUCUGUGAAUGUGAAAAUGAAUGUCCUCUAAAUGCUAAACACGGCUUAUAUCGGAUGGAUCAGUUCAUCUGUGUGAAGACUUUGUGUGCAUCAGCUUUAGACAUUGUAGUGGCUUAAAUUAUUUGCUCUUUUGCUUUGCUUAUGUUGUGCUUGUAUCUUGACUAUUAUUCACCUAUUUCACUUGCGUACAAAAAUGAUUAAAACAUCUAAAGAGAAGUAGCUAUGUAUGAUCUAUUUAUUUAAUGUCACUUUAUUCACAUUGCAUCUCAAUUUGUUUCUUUUUAUGUCACAUUAAAAUUGAUUUUCUUUUCAUUUUUUAAAGCAUAUUCUAAAAAUCAGAUCUUCCGGAACAUUAAGCAUGCAUUAAAACAAAACAAAAUAUUCCCAGGUGUAUUUGGUACAGCUUUAAGUUAUCAGAAAUUGCUUCAAUAUGCUCCAUUGUUGUGUGAGUAGAUUAGCUGUUUGACGUAUCAGGUGUGUGACAUUCACUAUCAAAGUUUUCCGCCAUGCUUUUAAACUAGUUAAAUAGUACCUUGAUGAAAUUGCUGUAGAGUCAUGUCAUUACACUAAUAAAUCGACCAUAAAUAUACAA
Messenger RNA from Gymnodraco acuticeps, 3393 nucleotides. RefSeq names its product sperm autoantigenic protein 17 (gene spa17). The record is from RefSeq and is a predicted model, not a curated record. Gene Ontology annotation, molecular function: calmodulin binding. Lineage: Eukaryota; Metazoa; Chordata; Actinopteri; Perciformes; Bathydraconidae. The transcript is spliced from 7 exons. The coding region runs from base 181 to 2514 and encodes 777 amino acids.